UUAUUUAAGAAAAGAAAUGAAGAUAGACACAUGCUUACCUGGUAGAUAAGUUUAUCAAGAAGUUGGAACAACCGACCCUAAAUAGAAUAAAUGUGUGCACAUGUGUGAUUAUUCUUUUGUCAUAGUUAUUAUUUAGUAUUUAUUAAUAUUGCUGCAAUUUGGCUUUAGUUGUGUAUUUUUUAUUAUUUUUUUCCAUAAUUCGUGAAAAAAAACAUUGCUUUAAAUUCAAAUAUAUAAUUCCGGUCUCUCUCGUAAUUCUCUCAAUAUAUACUGUAUCUAUAUUUUUAGAGAGAAAAUUAUUAUACGCAAAUAAACGUAUGUAUUGUUUCUCAAAAGCUACAGUUUUGAUAUUACAUACACUUCACUGAUAUUAUAUAUGUGUGUAUGUAUAUACAUAUGUAAAUACAACAAAAUUUAUAGAUAUAUGAAUACAUAUCCAUAUGUAUAUAUCGUUAUUUUUUGUAAAAUUUAUAAUAAACUCGGUUGAACACAUUAAUGUGCAUUAAUGUACAUUAAACGUUGUAAAAUACUAAAUGUGUAUAAAAAGGCAUAAAUAUCAUAUAUUAAAGCCAUAUAAUACCCCUUUUGUAUCAUUUUCUUUUUCCAAGUGCUACUUAAUUUACACGUCGCAAUUACAUUUUAUCUAUAACUCUGCGGAGAUUCUACUUUAUUUUCAAGGGAAGAUUCUUCGAAACGCAACUGGUUCUAAAAUCAGAACGAUCGAAGAACCUUGAGAACGAAUUGUGAAAGGUGCAAAACAAGCAUGCAAUUUUGAGGAAGCGUUACGGAAAUAGGGUCGAUCGAUAAAAUGCCAAAAUAUAACGCCGCGUUGCGUGCACGUGUGUUGGUGUAAUAGCGGUCCGCGCGUUAAUGGGAAUUUCGCGUAUAUUUUUCGCGGCGAUGCCGAUAACGUUUACACGCCGAUGAAACGAACGCGUGCACGCGUUUGAGCGAUGGGUUGUAUUCUCGGGUUACAUCGCGACAGUGAUUAUCUCUGUGGGAACGCCGCGCUUGGGUAUCGACGCUAAAAUCCGAACCGCUGCGAAGAGGAUGCCCGCAACUAACAAUGGUAUCGCGUGAUUACGCGUGCAUUCCGCUGCGCGCACUUAUACCUUCAUAUAUAAGGGGAAGAGGAGAGGAGACAGGCGGGGUGUGAUUACGCGAGACUACAUAUGCUGCAUGCCGCUCGAUCGUCCGUGAUAAUCGCCGGUACGGUUUGUUCUCGCGGGUAAGGCGACGACGCAAAGUGUAAAUUCGUGCGGGUGCAAUGAAGGCGGCGAGACGAUUACUUUUCCUGAUGGCAAUCCUGCCUCUCGCAACGCAAGAGGAAGUCACGGAGGGUGCAUGCAGUUGCGCCGUGUUCUCCGUUCCGGAAACAAAAUUGAUAAUAGAACACACACUGCAAUACAAUGUGAGCUGCAAUCAAGAAGGCGCUGAAAAAUGUCGACAAUUAUGUAUCAUAUUAGCUCAAGGUGCUCGGGACAAGGCACCAGCGCUGAUUUGCGAGAAGCUGAACACUCAUGUCGAAAAUCUAAAGGUGGCCGUAUAUAUAAAAUCAUGUAAUAUGGCUCUUUGGACACCCACUAGUUUGGAGAGCACAGAGCCCAUUUGCUGUCACGAAGGGAGGGCAGUUAUUUGUGAUGAGGCGAUGUCGAUAAUAGAGAAUUAACGAGCUCGCGCGUCCAAUUCAUUAUUUCCCGCUUAUUUCCACCGUUAACGGGUGUCUUACUAUUGAUUAUGUAAUAACCUGUCGUGUAAUUAAUACACCAUCUCUCGCUUAUUACGUUAACGUAUUAUACGCGUAUAAUUUCUAUAGUUCGAUAUUCGUAAUUAGUAAUUUUCUUUGAAUUUAUAAGAUCAUUGUAAGAUAUAUACAUACAUACGAAUAAUAAAGUACGCAAACAACACAAUA
Messenger RNA from Monomorium pharaonis (pharaoh ant), 1912 nucleotides. RefSeq lists its product as uncharacterized. The record is from RefSeq and is a predicted model, not a curated record. The transcript has 4 exons. The coding region runs from base 1268 to 1669 and encodes 133 amino acids. Lineage: Eukaryota; Metazoa; Arthropoda; Insecta; Hymenoptera; Formicidae.